Vicia faba (fava bean) is the source of this 1683-nucleotide messenger RNA. NCBI's taxonomy places the organism in Eukaryota, Viridiplantae, Streptophyta, Magnoliopsida, Fabales, Fabaceae. The record is from the annotation of a GenBank genome assembly.
AUGGAACUAAAAGAGGGUGUAGUAAACGUGAAUGGAAAGAACUAUGAAAAGACUACACACAAACUUCUGCUGGUUAGGGGAGGUGACGAAUUGAUAUUUGGAUCAGCUAUCUAUACUUUUUACCUACAAACUGCAAGGAGCGUAAGUGCUAAUUUCCCUUUCUUUUUAAGUGAUACUACAAAGAGUCUAAUUAUUGCAUCGACUCGCAUCCACCUUGAUGCCAACUUCAAAGAAAUCAGAAAAUCUGCUCCUAUGUUUACAUCAGAGUCACAAAGGAUCAUACUGUCAGGCCCUGCUGAAAUUUAUCAGGAAGCUUUGUCCAAGGCUAUUGCCAAGCACUUUGAUGCCAGACUACUAAUUGUAGAUUUACUUUCAUUUUCUGCUGGAACUGCUUUAAAGGAAGCCCCUUCUUCUAAAAGAAUUUCAAAGCCUAAAAUAGUAAUAGGUUGUAGAGUAUCAUAUUGGGGUGGCAACAAUCCUGGGGAACCAAUGGAUGGCUCUAAGGGCAUAAUUCUCAUAUCUUUUCAAGAUAAUGAGUUUGCCAAAAUUGGUGUGAAAUUUGAGAAACCGUUUAAAAGAGGAAUUGACCUUGGAGGUCUGUGCGAAGUCGGUUAUGGUUAUUUUUGUCGUGCUGUAGUGUUGAGCAUGAUUGAAACUCCACGUGAAGGGGAUGAUUUUCACAAAAAAAUCUUGAACAGAAUAUUUGAGUUUGCUUUCGAUCAAGGUGAAAAAGGUUCCCUUGUUGUCCUUGUUCAAAACAUAGAGAAGGCUGUGGUGGGAGAAUGUCGUGUUUUGAAAAAUGCAAUUGAAAGAUUGCCCCCUAAUAUUGUGAUAAUGGCUUCCCACACCCAACUUUUUGAAGAGAAGCCUAGUAAAAAACAAGGGGAUUCAAAUUUGCUUUUAACUCAGGAGAAACCGAGUAGACAGCCUGAAGGAAGCAAUAAUUCCACUUCAUUUAUGAAUCAAAUUGGCGGUCUUUUCCCCAUUAAGUUGAUAAUACAGCUUCCUAAGGAUCAUUUGUCACUAUCUCGUUGGAAGGAGCAGUUGGAGCAUCAUGUUCAAAGUGCAAAUGCGUUAAAUGCUGUUAUCAUUCGCUCAGUUAUAGACGAAAAUGCUAUGGAUUGCCUAGACUUCAAGACUCUUUGUUUUAACGAUCAAGCACUAACCCGAGAGAACGCACACAAAAUUAUUAGUUGGGCUUUAAGUUACCCCGAAAAGAACUUAAAUAAUUCAGUAAAGGAUGUUUUUCUUGACGGUGAGUUUGAGGAGAAGUUGAUGGCGGAUGUUAUUUCUCCGAGUGAUAUUGGAAUCACUUUUAACGAUAUUGGAGCGUUACAAAGUGUGAAAGAUACACUAAGGGAAUUGAUCAUGCUUCCUCUUCAGAGGCCGGAGUUGUUCAGCAAAGGGCAACUUGCUAAGCCGUGCAAGGGAAUAUUACUUUUUGGUCCUCCUGGCACCGGGAAAACAAUGCUAGCAAAGGCGGUAGCAACUGAAGCUGGGGCAAAUUUUCUCAAUAUUUCAUUGUCCACCAUUACUUCCAAGUGGUUUGGUGAAGCUGAGAAAUAUGUUAAAGCAAUAUUUUCUUUAGCUCACAAAAUUGCACCAACCGUUAUUUUUGUUGAUGAGGCUCGCCUCGGAUUUCCUUAUACAUGGAGGCUGUAUGAUAUUUAUCCUUCUGCAUAG